GAGAGCGAGAGAAAGAGAAGGGAGAGAGAAAGAGUAGGGAGAGAGCGAGAGCGAGUGAGACGCUGACACUGAGAGAGACGCACCCUGUAAAAGAGGCAGAGUCAACAGCUACAGCAACAGAGCUCCCUUUCUCUCUCACACACAGACAGAGAACCAGACCCAUUCCAGGGGAGAUGGUGAGCACACACCCCCACUGAGGAGCACCGUCUCUUGGGAGGAGAUCCCACACCCCGCCCCUCCUCCGUCUGUGUGUUUUUGCAAAAAAACUGGAAGAGAGACAUAGAAGAGAGUGAAGGAAGGAGGGAUGAGUGGCUUGUUUGGCACAGCUGCUGAUGCUAGAGGCUGAGAAUGAGGGACACUGACGAAGAGAAAGAGAAAAAGGGAUCUGAAGACCAGAGGAUUGGAGGAGAGGAAGACUGGCACGUGUAGAGCUUCUCAAACAUAUGGACAGAGACAAGAGAGGGACACAGUGUCGGGGAACACACACACACACACAUCACACGCACAAACAUCACACACACAUCACACACACACAGGCACCGAUGAGGAGGGAACAGGGACCACGCUUCAGUCCUGGGUGUGUGGUAAACUGACCCGGCCUGUGAUAGGCUAGGAGUCAGCACUGACCCAGCCUGUGAUAGGCUAGGAGUCAGAUCAGGACCACCAGGGCCAUGACUGGCUCCCCGGGCAUCAGUGGGCAGUCCCUGUCACCAUGGCGGUGGCUGAGUCGCUGGGGGCCGGUCCUGCUGCUGGUUACCAUGACAACCCUACUGCCAGGUUGUUGCCAGGCAUGCCCUCCACGGUGCGAGUGCUCGGCCCAAAUCCGGUCCGUCUUGUGCCAGCGGCGGCGGCUCACUGGCAUCCCAGAGGGCAUCCCCACGGAAACUCGCCUCCUGGACCUCAGCCGGAACCGUCUCCGCUGGGUGGAGAUGGGUGACCUGGCGCCGUAUCCGCACCUUGAAGAAGUGGACCUGAGUGAGAACCUCAUUGCCACACUGGAGCCCAACGCGUUCGCCAACCUGCAGAGCCUCCGGGUGUUACGGCUGAGGGCGAACCAGUUGAAACUUGUACCCAUGGGGGCCUUCGCCAAGCUGGUCAACCUGACCACGCUGGACCUGAGUGAGAACAAGCUGGUGAUUCUGUUGGACUACACCUUCCAAGACCUGAGGAGUCUAAGACACCUGGAGGUGGGAGACAAUGACCUGGUCUACAUCUCUCAUGAGGCCUUCUCCGGCCUGCUAGGGGUGGAGGAUCUGACCAUUGAACGCUGCAACCUGACUUCCAUCUCUGGCCAGACGCUGUCCUACCUACGCAGCCUGGUCACUUUGCGACUACGCCAGCUCAGCAUCCCCGCCCUGGAGGACCAUAACUUCCGUAAACUGGCCAACCUCCGGGGGCUGGAGAUCGACAACUGGCCUUACCUGGAAUACAUCUCCCCCCUGAGCUUCCAGGGUCUGGACCUGUACUGGCUGUCCAUCACCAACAGCAACAUCACCUCUGUCCCCUCGUCCUCCUUCAGAAACCUGAUCCACCUCACCCAUCUCAACCUGUCCUACAACCCCAUCACCACCCUGGAGCCUUGGGCCUUCAGGGACCUGCUGAGGCUCAAAGAGCUGAUCAUGGUGAACACAGGCCUGGCUACGGUGGAGCCCCACUCCCUGGGAGGCCUCAGACAGAUCCGGGUCCUCAACUUCUCCUCCAAUGACCUCCAGACUCUGGAGGAGGGAUCGUUCCACUCUGUCAACAGCCUGGAGACGCUGCGGGUGGAUGGGAACCCACUGCUGUGUGACUGCCGUUUGUUGUGGAUCCUGCAGAGACGCAAGACCCUCAACUUUGACGGCAGGGUGCCUGUGUGCGCUGGGCCGGUGGAGGUGCAGGGGAACAGCCUCAGCACCUUCACCGACUCAGCGCUCUUUGAUCACUUCACCUGCCAGAAGCCCAAGAUACGCAACCGCAAGCUUCAACAGGUGACAGCUCGUGAGGGCCAGCCAGUGAGUUUCCUCUGCAGUGCCGUGGGAGAGCCCGCCCCCAACAUCAUGUGGAUCUCCCCUCAGCGCCGACUAAUCACAGCCAAGAGCAAUGGUCGCAUCACCGUCCUCCCAGGAGGGACGUUGGAGAUCCGCUAUGCUCAGGUCACCGACAGCGGCACCUACAUGUGCAUUGCCAGCAAUGCCGGGGGCAAUGACACUUACUUUGCGAUGCUCACGGUUCGGGGCGCGCCGCUGGAUGCCUCGUCGGCCUUCUUCGCCAACCGCUCGAUGUACGGCGGCGAGUUCUUCAACGACACAAACCUGAAUAGCACUCGCGUCUUCCUCAAGUUCACCCUGGACCUGACCACCAUACUGGUCUCCACAGCGAUGGGCUGCAUCACCUUCCUGGGCGUGGUGCUUUUCUGUUUCCUGUUGUUGUUUGCAUGGAGCCGGGGGCGGGGCCAGCGUAAGAACAACUUCACCGUCGAGACCCCUUUCCGGAAGGCCGAGGGACCGGCGGCAGUGGGUGGCGCCGGAGGUGCCCGGAAAUUCAACAUGAAGAUGAUAUGAUACCAUGCAGCCAGGGGUCACUCGGGGGCAUAAGCACAUCCUGGAAACGUGUUUAACAAGACACACACAGCGCUGAAUCGCAGAGUAAAGAAAUAAAUACAAAUAAAAUGCAUACAGUAUUCACACAUGGCUGGUAUUCACCAGGACCAGAUUCGGUUUGAGUGGAAAAACAUGAUGACCUUUGACCUCACGGCCUCCUACUGGUUUUACUCAGCUCGUGGUACAACGUUCUGUUUAUAUUUUCGAACAAAUAUAACAUUGUCAUUAACCAGGUUUCCAUCCAACCCGUUUAUACGAGUAAAGUACAUGUCGGAUAAAAUACGUCAUGCCAGGCCUGAUGGAAACAUUUGUUGGUUUCAAACUUUCCAAAUGUCGACAAAAAUAAAUACGCUAGACGAGGUGGGAUCUUUUGUGUCUGAGUCACACGAUGACAUGGUGUGUGGUCCUCCCAGUACUACUCGUCAGGAAAGAACGCAGUUUAUUAGGCUACAGAUUAAAUAAAUUAUAAAUGAUGAUGAACUUCACAGGGUGGUAAAAGUACAAGGUGAUGAGCUUGAUGCUCCUUUCCAUUAAAUGUUGAGGGUCUUAUUCUGGUCACAUGAUGAUCGAUGCUUGGCUGCUGUUUGACAAAUAAAAAUAAUCCCACUCUUUCGUCCAUAAUAACAUCAUGUAGGCUAUACCCACAUUGUAUCUGCGAGCUGUUGGCUAGACAGCAAGAACCAAUAGACUCGAUAUAACGCUAAUUUUUCGGGAUGAGAAAACCAUCAUUCGAGUUAAAAAUGCGAUGGAAAACAUGGGAAUUUAACUGCAAACGUUGUUUUUGUGUGCCUACUUCAUCACGCACAGCUUUUUAUCCUCAACAAGUACAUUUGAUGGAAACACAUCUCUGGUGAGAAAAUGCACAUAUUGUUUUUAUGCAGAUCUUAGAAUAUUUGCUUGAAAAUCUGUCGCCAAUUGGUUGUAAACCUAGCUACUGAGCUUGAUAAGGGGAGUUCAACUAGAUCACUAAAGUAUAACAUUACCAUUUAGCUUGAUAAGGGGAGUUCAACUAGAUCACUAAAGUAUAACAUUACCAUUUAGCUUGAUAAGGGGAGUUCAACUAGAUCACUAAAGUAUAACAUUACCAUUUAGCUUGAUAAGGGGAGUUCAACUAGAUCACUAAAGUAUAACAUUACCAUUUAGCUUGAUAAGGGGACUUCAACUAGAUCACUAAAGGGGUAUUUUGGAGAAAAAAAUCUAACAUUACCAUUUAGCUUGAUAAGAAUUAUAGAAGUUAAGAAUUUAGUGUGAUCUCUUAUUGGGUGAUUACUGUGCUGUGGAAUGAUCAUAGUUAUGCCUCUCUCACAGAAAGUGAAAAGGACUUCCUGGAAGCUAUGCACUUGUAGUGGUCAUUGCACACAGGGCUUAGUUCUGACUAGGGGGAGUACAGCCAUGAUGGUUAGUUAUGGUUAGAUAAAGUUAGUCUAAGUUAUGGUUAGAUAAAACGCUCUCCUAAUCUGCUAUAAAAAGUCAUUUCUGGUUGUAUCUGUAGUCCCUUUCAUCAUAGCCCAUGGAGAGACACGGCUAAUCACAGAAUUUCUUGUCUUGCUUUCUUAAAUUCUGCCUUUCUGAGAAAUAUUGCAAUAGCAUGUAAGUAUUGCAAUUUAGAGUAUGUUGUAUAGUAAUAAGAUUACAAUAUUGAAUAAAAACAAGCCAUUUUUGUAAGA
Molecule: messenger RNA, 4246 nt
Organism: Oncorhynchus tshawytscha (Chinook salmon)
Lineage: Eukaryota; Metazoa; Chordata; Actinopteri; Salmoniformes; Salmonidae
Product: leucine-rich repeat and immunoglobulin-like domain-containing nogo receptor-interacting protein 3
Exons: 4
Coding region: 672-2540 (622 amino acids)
Molecular function (GO): protein binding
Source: RefSeq, a predicted model, not a curated record